Chara braunii is the source of this 7367-nucleotide messenger RNA. NCBI's taxonomy places the organism in Eukaryota, Viridiplantae, Streptophyta, Charophyceae, Charales, Characeae. The record is from the annotation of a GenBank genome assembly.
CGCCUACUCCCCCUCGUUUAACGGGCGUCUGCAUUCCCUCCGGCUUGUCCUGCGGACGCCGCCUAUCUCGCUGGGGAGUGAGUCGUGCGUGCGGUACUCGUUUUUUCGCUCCUUUUGUAGCGUGCCUGUGAUGUCCUCACAUCAGCAGUGGUGGCAAACUUACAGUCCUUGCAAAAUUUGUAUGAAAGGAAAGUAUCAAUAACAACAGAAGGAACAUUUAGGCCAGAAAGGGGCGGGUGGGCACACGUGUGUUUUCUUUGGGUGUCUGUUCGUACGCAUGUCUGUGCGCGCGUUUAUGGUGUCCGAACAUGUAUGUGUGGUGAGUGGGAAUGUGCAAGUCCGUGGGAGAGAGCGUGAGUGUGUAUGCGUCUGUGAUUGCGGGUGGCCUGCGUGUGCGAGCUAGAGCGCGUGUGUGUUGCGUGUAAGAGGGUACAUGAGUGUGGUGUGUACGGGUGCGCGUGUUCUGAUCACCUCUUUCUCUCUUCUGCCCCCGGCGCUCCAGUACAGUUUGCUUUCUUGACGGGCUUUAACCUUGAGAGGCCCCCUUAUCAAUCGGCGCAUGGGGAAACGUGGGGUGUCGUACGAACUUGUUUUGUAUCCUAUGUUUCUUCGCGCUUUGCAUCUCACAUGGGACAUCGAUAUCGUUGACGGCUUUCGCACAUCAGUGGCAUGGUCCUGCCAUCCUUGCUCUUUUUUCUUAGUUGGUGGUCGUCCUUGCAAGCUUAUUCUCGGCGAUCAUCAGGACGAUCCACAUCUCCGUUCGUAUCUUCAUUAUCAUAAUCAUGAUUGUGGUUAUCAUCAUUAUACAUCAGGAGUGGCAGCUGUAUUACUAGCGUCUGGUUGCUGUCCGUAGCUGGUCUGUUUGGCUGUGAUCCCAAGUCUCUUAUUGCUCAUCGAUCAAGAGGAGGAUGUGCGAAGCGAGAGGAAGACUGUGGGCGCCAACGCUUUUGGCGCUGUCAGUGGCGACGAAGCCAGCGCAGUUAUCUUGUCUGUAAUCCUCGUGUUGGCGACCUAUCUCGCCUUCGACUCAGCUUAAAAGUGAGGACCGGCUUUUGCUGCUCUUCCUGCACAGCGAAUACCCAGACGAAGUGCCCUCUUGCCGCUCCUCUUCCUUAGGGUUUGGGACAUGAACCCUUAGUCCCCAUGGUGAUCACGUCGUGAUCAAUGUAAUGUUGAAUCAUGAUCGCAAGGCUGAUGAUGAGGGGUGUGCCCACGACGAAGGGAACAUGAUGAUAAGUGCGAGGAAAAUGAUACCUAGAAUUGAAGCAGCAGCUAUUGCUGUCAAUGAGUACAGCAGGAGAGCUUAUUUUCUAUUGCAGCAUGACGUUGUGCAUCUACUCCCUUGUGACACUUCACAAAUAAUUUCGUCCCAGCUGCCUGGCUGCAACAAAUACUCCCCCUUCUGGAGGAACUGGAGGAGCACACCGGGGUAUGUCGUCCUUUUGUGGACGCCUCCGCGUCUGACUUACGACCUCCUUGGGGACGGGGUUGGGAAGGGGAUUUAUACACGUGUAUAUAGGUAGGUAGGCAGGUUUUCGGAGAUAGAAGCGGAACACGCAGACACUCAGACAGGGACCAACCCACACAGACAGACACAGAGACAGAGAGAGAGAGAGAGAGAGAGAGAGAGAGAGAGAGAGAGAGAGAGAGAGAUAGAGUUUAGGGAAGGAAGACGUCGAGGCAGAAGGUCGAGUGGAAUGGAGGGAUUUAAGACGAGGUUGGUGAACGUUGAUGUGGUCGUAGGGGAGGUUAUGGUUAUGGGCCAGCAGAGGGAUGACGGGUAUCUUAGGUCUAUAUUUGAGAAGGAAAUACGCGUGGUGCGCUAUUCCCUAGCCAGCGAUCGACUGAAGCCGCAUGUGGUGUUGCACACUGUCGCUGACCGGGGUGUGCUAGUUAAGCUGCUGCCAGGCUCUCCCGAACGUUCAGACUGGCUUGGGCUCGAGCGCAUGCAUACGGCAUGCCUGGCGGAAGCGAAGACGGCAGUCGUCGCGGUGAAAGAUGGACGGGUUAUUCAUCUAGCGGCUAUGAUCCCGCCUCCUUUUCAAGCCGACGGUUACGGGAAGCCGUGUUUCUGGGGAUACGCCACCUACGAGGGGCAAUACGAGGCUUGUCUCAAGAUGCUGAACAUGCGCUGCCUUGCUCUGGUGCUAGACCUAGACGAGACUUUGAUCGUGGCCAACACGAUGAAGUCUUUUGAGGACCGCAUAGACGCAAUCGAACGGCGGAUGAAGGGAGAAUCUGACGUGUCGAGGUUGGAGCUGAUGAGAGGCGAGGUAAGCAGAUAUCACCAGGACAGGGCAAUGCUCAAGCAGUACAUUGACAGCAACACAGUGAUAGAGAACGGAGUGGUGUACAGGCCUCAGUACGAGUCAGUGCAUAUCGCAGGAGGUGUUGGUGGUGCUGGUGCAGGUGCCAUGAGCGGCACUUCGUCACCCUUCAUCGCGGGCUCUGGCUCGUCCUCGUCCUCGUCGUUCACUCCUUCUGCAGCUGUCUCCGCUUCUUCUUUGGCAUGUAGUCUGACGCCAACGUGUGUUGCGGGAAUGGAGCAGCAAAGAGCGCCGAUGAUGAGGCCCGUCAUCCGCAUAGUUAGCGCCGAUCGCACGAUCAUUCUGACGAGGAUUAACCCUGCCAUCCGGGACACGAGCGUCAUUGUUCGGAUUAGACCGUAUUGGGAAGAACUACGAAGUUACGUGACGACAAAGGGCAGGAGGCGAUUUGACGUAUACGUGUGUACCAUGGCGGAAAAGGAGUACGCGUUUGAGAUGUGGAGGUUGCUAGACCCCGACACGCAGCUGAUCCCGCACCGGGAGUUGAUCGACCGAGUGGUCUGUGUGCGACCAGAUGGUAGAAAGUCACUGAGCAACGUGUUUCAUCAGCGAAGGUGUCAUCCAUCCAUGGCGUUAAUUAUAGACGAUAGAAUCAACGUCUGGGAGGACGGCGACCAGAGACGGGUCCAUAUUGUCUCCCCCUUCCAACCCUAUUACGUUCCUAUGGCAGAGUACGAGUGUGAGGUGCCGGUCCUCCGAGUUGCGAGGAAUACGGCAUGCAAUGUGAGGGGGUGGUUCUAUAAGGAGGUGGAUGAAAAUCUUACGGAGCACUUGGAUAUAGUGCAGUUCUGUUCGGUGGAUUCAGGCCGGUUGCCUCGACCGGAUGUGGCCAGGUUUCUCAACCUCAAUGUGGAAGAGCCUCCUCCUCCCCCUUUGUCAGGGGCCAAUGUGUCUGCGGCUGCAGCUGCUGCGGCGUCAGCGGCAGCAGCGACGCAACAACAACAUCAGCAGCAGCUUCACGUGGCUGGUGCGUCAGGGGAGGAUCAUCGUCCGCGGUUGGUAUCGCAGCAUGCGCAAGUGCACACGCAGCAGCAGCAGAUCGCUUCUGGGGGGGGAGUGGGGGGGAUGGUGACGGAGCAGCAGCAGAGCGGGGGCAUGGCUUCGACCGACAUUCAUGGGGCGGUGAUAGUAGGGGUCGAACUGAAGAAUGGACGAGAUUUAAGAUUGGGCCCGCAUCAGGCCCAGGGAACUCCUCAGCAGCAGCAGCAACAACAACAACAACAACAACAACAACAACAACAACAACAACAACAACAACAGAAAAAGAAAUUGGUGCGAGUUGGGGCGGGGGUUGUUGCGGGUGUGGAGGGUGGUGUGGCAGUGGUGGGGGCUGUAGAGUCUGAGCGGAGGGCUGCGCAGCAGGAGACGGUGGCAGCAGCACGUGACGGAGAAGUCGUAGGGGGAAUGGGGGAAGCAGUCGCAGUCGCAAGUGAAGCAGGGGGAGCCGUCGACGCGCAGCAGCUCUUUGCGAUACAGCAACAGCUGCAGCAACACUUGGAGCAGUUGCAGCAGCAGCUGCAGCUGCAGCAUUUACAUCAUCAUCAUCAUCAUCGGCGGCAAGGGGGUUUGUCGGAAAGCUAUGCUGCGAUUGAUUCGUGCUCAGGAGCACUGCCUCAGGUAAUGUUGCCCGGUGGGAUAACGGAAGCUGGGAUGGCAGGGGAAGCGUGCGAGGCGAAAGCUGGCGGGGUGGAGGCAGGGACAACUGCAGGGAUGGCACCAGUGUCGCAGCAGCUCCUGGCGCUUCAGCAACAGUUGCUGCAGCAUCCGCUCCUGAAGCAGCAUCUCCUAUUGCAGCAGCUGCAACCUUCUCGUGAAGGAAUCGCGCCAACUAUGCUGGUUUCCAUUUCGGAAGGGAUAGGGGGAGUCCUUAGCGCUGGUUCUGGUGCUGCUGCUGCCGCAUCUGCAGUGUCUACCUCUCUGCCUCUUCCUCUUGCCCCGUCUGCACCAACGGGCAUUGUCGCCGUGCCACAGCCAAACAACCCGCUUGUGCAGAUUUCCCCGACCCUGCCAACGCCCGGUCAAGAGGCUGGUCAUUGCGGGCCGGUCGUGGACAGGAUGAUGCAACGCGGGCCAGGCAAUGGAAUUAUGGAACAGAGGCCGCUGGCACCGCCACUGCAACAGCAGCAGGAGGGGAGGCGAAGUGGGGGUUGGUUCGCUGACACGGACGAUCUCGAGGAAUUUAAUCCACUGGAAGAGGAAAAGAAAGCCAUCGAGGGAGGCGGGGUAGUGAAGCACGCAGGGCCCCGGCGAGAUGUCAGUCACAUUAGCGGUGGGCAAUUUAGUACUCGCGAGGCCACAGGUGGGGUUGGAGGGGCGGAGACAACAAUGGCGGAGCUGCAGCUAUUCCCCAUGAGGGUGGUACCAAGCUGCGCUGGCAUUGCCAAACCAUCACCUCCUGUCCAGCCGCAGCCGCAACGGCAGCAUCCCGAAGGAUUCCCUUCGCUUGCCCUGGCGCAUCUCCACCUCCCGUCCAUAGCUUCUGCUCCCAUGGCACGCCCUCCAUCAACUAUGCUUCCUCCCCCACCUCCGCCGCCUCCACCUCCGCCCCCUCAUCCCCCUCCCGCUCAAGCGUCUACGAGAGAGGGGAAUGUGCCCGUCGUUAGUGUCCUGAAGGCGUCUUACGAAGGGUCCCAGCCGCAGCAGCAUCCGCCUAAACACUUAGACGAUGGACUGUCUCAGACUCUUCUAGAUGGGAUGCACUCGAAUGAAGGUCUGCAGGAAGCGGCCGCUGGUGGAAUGGGGGGCACAAGAGUGGGAGUCGCUGCUGGGGUUGGCGGUGGCGAAAUCGAGUCGAAAGGUGUUAGGGGAAGCAGGCAGAUGGGGUCGCGUGCGGGGCAACCUCCGCCCUUGCGUCCCGAGGCACUCCAGCCUCUACCUCGUCGGACGGAAGCACUCCAUCCUCCUCUGUCUCAGGGAGAGCCACGCCACCCUUUGCGGCAGAUGGAGCAGCGAGAUCGGCUUUCUGUCCGUGUGGAGCCAUUGGACACAGCCAUAAGAGACCCUGGGCUUAUCUGCUUCAAUGGUCCAGGGGGAAGUGCUAGAGACGUUACCAAACAUCUCUCGCUGCGAGAUGGAGGAGGAGGUGGUGGUGGUGGUGCAGGAUCGUGGUGGAACAAUGGAUAUGAGAGGAAAGGGGAUAGGGGAAAGUACUUGUGGGCUGGGGGGUCAAUGGAGAGAGAGAGGACUGUGGAUGGUAACAGCAACAAUGGGAAUGUAGUCAGAGCUGUCGCCUGCAAAGAGCGCGACCCUCGAAUGGACAAAGGGGUGGCUGGGGAAGAAGAAGAUGAUGGCCGUGCCUGGCAGAAGCUAAAGGACUCUGGUGGCGGGCCGGGAGGAGUAACAGCAACAGCAGCAACAGGAGGAACAGGGGGAGGAGGUGAGUGCAUUGUGUCCACUUGGGACGAAGAAACUCUCCGCCGUGCAGGAAUGCCUUCUUCUGUGAAUUCUGUUAGCAUGCUUAACGAAUUGGGACAAAAGGUGAAGGAGCUGGUGCAAUACAAGAUACAUAUUGCCGACUCUUCUGAAGCGAAUUUGGAAGAGCAAUGCCUUGUGGAGGUCUUUUUUGGGCCGGAGAAGGUGGGGGAGGCUUGGGGUAGGACUCGGAAGGAUGCGAAACUUACUGCAGCCAAAGCAGCGCUGACGUUCAUCAAAGAGAUGGCUGAACGGGCUCCGCCAUCGCCGAGCCGAGUGAUCUUGAUGGAGGCGAUAGAAUCCCUAGGCCAGCGUAGGGGAGGCGGGGUGAGCACUUGCCCCUUGUCGUUGUGGGGCUUACCUCAACAAAAGCAACAACAGCAGCCGCAACAACAACAGCAGGAACUGCAAGAGUUGAUGGUGAGGCGUGGCGGUGUGGUAGGAGAAAGACCGGCAGCUGUGGAGACUACUAGUAUUCCUAGUGAGAUGGGGGCACCGCCAAACCGUGGGAUGGUAACAGGACUCGGAGGAGGAACAGCUGGGAGUUACUCGUCUCAGCAGCAAGAGAUGAGGGAUGGGACUAGGGUGGAGGAUGUCUCGGGGUCCACGCCAAUGGAAGUCGGAGAUGGAGGAGGACGUGGCGAACAGGAGGGGCCUAUGGUGUGGGAGUCGUCAGGGGCGGUUUCGGCAGAUAGGGAUGGGAUAGUUGAGGUAGGAGGGACAUGUCCCCGCGUGCCGUCCAGGUCAGCAUCGGAAGAAGGGUUUGCCCGCAGGAAAAGGCCAAGGAUAGGGCUAAUCAGGAGGGUGCUGGGAAAGGGGCAGCCAUUAGGAGCCAGCCCCAGUUCGUCGAUCAUUAGUUUGCUUACUAGUAGGGAUUUUUCAUCUAACUCAGGUAGCGAUAGCAGUGGCGGUAGUAGGGGAGGGGAUGGAGGGAACGCAUUGGCAAGUCGAGGAGGGGCGGAGGAGGCAGCAUGCCUUCCUCUGCAAACUCAGCAACAACAUCAAGAGGAUAGUGAGCGAAGGGAUCAAACUGCUGCCCAAGAGAAGCUCUCAUCCACGGAGAUAGAAAGACCCGUACAGGGGUCGGGAUCGAGAUGUCUGGAGAGAGGAGGAGGAAGAGCAGCUGCGGUCGGAAUGAUCCCACAUGGCACUGCUGUGCCAAGAGGAGGGGUAGGUCAAGUGGAGGGUGGAACAACAUCAGCAACAUCAGCAACAUCAGCAACAGCACCCUCUCUUAACUCCUCGCCCACCUCCACUCCCUCCUCGUCGGGCUGCUCUUACCUUUGUUCCACCUGCCCCUUCAGGCCCCCCUCCGUCUCUUCUUCCACCCCCUUCUCUCCUCCCUGCCCCUUCCCUGUUCUCAACCCGCUCGGCUCUUCUCCCUCCUCCUCGACCUCCACUCCCUCCACCUCUUCUUCAGCAGCAGCAGCAGCAGCAACGUCCGAUUCUUAUUACCCCUUCCAGAAGUACUCAGACUUUGGAGCUAGUCACAGUGGAAGAGACGAUGAAGUAGGGCAUAGCAGCAGGACUUGCACUGGCAGGAGCACUGUUGUGAUUCGGUGAACCCUCCUGCAGGCUCAGUGAAUGGGCAUUGCUCCACUACUCACCAGAUAAACAAAAGACGAAAGA